Messenger RNA from Xenia sp. Carnegie-2017, 1158 nucleotides. RefSeq lists its product as uncharacterized. The coding region runs from base 134 to 1024 and encodes 296 amino acids. The transcript has 3 exons. Gene Ontology annotation, molecular function: oligosaccharide binding. NCBI's taxonomy places the organism in Eukaryota, Metazoa, Cnidaria, Anthozoa, Malacalcyonacea, Xeniidae. The record is from RefSeq and is a predicted model, not a curated record.
CAUGGGUUAAAAUGAGCAAGUGCAUCAAGAAACAUACACAUCCUUCAAGGUUUCAUUAAGGAGCAUCAACAUCCUUUUACAAAGAAAGAGCGUGGAAAAGAAACAUUCUUGUGCAUAAAGUCAAAUUAAAGAAAUGAAAUUGUCAUUGAUCUUAACGUCAACAUUAUUGAUGUUGACUUAUGUCAAAGCAAACUCGCAAGAGGAAGCAAAUGAUGAUAUCUAUGAAACAUGCCAAACAAGUCAAUAUGGAACGUACAAAGUUGCUCUUCGAUUCUGUGACAGAGGAUAUUGGCGCACAACUGGUCAACAGAAAACUCAUAGUGGUCAUCUAAAAACUUCUCAUGGUUGUGUGAAAACCUCUAAUAGUACCAAAAAUGGUAUUUUCACAAAAUUAGCUACUUUUAAUGGAACAUCUUGCAAAGAUAUCUUAACAAAAUAUCCAUCGGCAAACUCUGGAGCCUAUUGGAUCAACGUCACCGAUCACCAGCCGAUUAAAGUAUAUUGCGAAAUGGAGACACAAGGAGGAGGCUGGACCUUAGUUUAUAGUUACACUUUCACACACUAUCAAGGAUUUGGAUUAACACGGAAUGCCGUAACGCCUCGACCUAACUGGCCGGCAAGUGGUGCUACGGUUCCAGUAUCAACGACUCCACCACUAAAUGAUUCGUUAUAUGGAGCUGUAGAUUGGAAUCUUUGGAGGGAGAUUGGAAACGAGUUUAUGGUGACGUCAAAUAUUAAUGAUUGGAUUGUUUGUCAACCUAAAACUGGAAGUUUGGUAACAAAAAAAGAUGGGGAUAUAUCAUGUCAAAAUAUCAAGAAUGUCGCUCAAGCUUGUAAAAAUAAAAGUCCUUCUUCCAUCACAUGGUAUUCUGUUGGACCCGGCAUAAGAGACAAUAGUUUUUAUUAUUUAUUUGAAGGCAGCACUAAUCCUGGAUGGUGGCCAACACACGAUCCAUGUGGUAAAGAUCAAAAGAAUCAAAAGAAAGGUGUUCAUAAUCCAAGAGGGAACAUUUUUAUUCGCUGAAUGCACUAAACAAGAAAUAACACCAUUACUUAAAUUUCCUAUUUUCUAUUUUUAUUGGUUAUGGUACAAAUUUUGAAAUAUAUAUCACUUCAAUUAAAAGAAGGUGCAAUAAAUGAUAAUUAAUUUCCAGCAUA